Messenger RNA from Peronospora matthiolae, 1713 nucleotides. Lineage: Eukaryota; Oomycota; Peronosporomycetes; Peronosporales; Peronosporaceae. The record is from the annotation of a GenBank genome assembly.
AUGAGCACGGCAUCCCGCAGCCCGAGCGCGUCCCCCAGCGGCAGUAGCGACGACGGCGCGUCGUCCUCGUCCCCCCGCAGCGCCAGCCCCGACCCCCACCACCGCCUCCCUCAUCGCGUCGCCACGGACGGCAAGCCCAGGAAGUGCCGCUUCAACGACUGCGACAACCUCGCCGUGGACGGCACGAGCAAGUGCGCGUUCCACAAGAACCGCCGCCAGUGCUGCGUGGCCAACUGCACGAACCAAGUGUACGCGCGCAAGCUGUGCGUCCGCCACGGCGGCAAGAAACAGUGUCAAGCCGAGAGCUGCGACGCGCACGCGCGCGGGGGCGGCUUCUGUCUCCAGCACGGCGGCUUUGUCGUCAAGCGCUUCUGCAUCGUCGAAGGCUGUUCCAAGCAGGCGCACGCGCGGCAAAAGUGCGUGCGCCACGGCGGUGGUCGCCGCUGCAAAGUCGACGGCUGCAUGCAACACGCGCGCGCCGGGGGGCUGUGCAACCGCCACUCGCACGGCCACGAGUGCCGCGUCGACGGCUGCAACAAGACGGCGCAGCACUCGGGCUCCAUCUGUUUCCGCCAUGCCAUGGAGCUGCGCGCGCACGGGGAAGAAGUGCCGGAGCUCAACAUCUCCAAGGGCGGGCGACUGAGCAGCAAGAAGCGCAUGCAGCAGCAACGCGAGCAGCGGCUCAAGCAGGAGCAGUUCCACCACCUGCAGCUCCAGCACCAGCAGAUCUACCCGCCGUCGUCGUCCCACUUUAUGCACCACCACCAGCAUCAGCCUCAACAUCCGCAGCAGCAUCCACAUCCGCAGCAUCAGCAACAGCAGCAGCAAUCGCUGUCGAUUCAGGUCCCGCAGAGCCAGUCCAUGCAGAGCCAGCACCCGCAGCCAUCCAGUGCGUCGAAUCCGUUCGGGCUGCCGCUGAAGAUCAACGUGCCGUCGACGAUGCCCAAGUUUAGUCUGCGCACGCCGUUGGGCAACAGUUUUCCCACGCCGCGGAGUCACGAGUUCUCGCUGCUCAUGGGGCUCCCGUCGCCGCAGAUUGACAACUCGCAGCUGCCGAGUGUUUUGGCCAUGACGAGCGCGGGCGCGAGCGCCGGUAUGACGACCACUAGCGGCCAGCGUACGCCUGGCAUUGACAGUUUCCUGGCCAGCAGCGGUCCACCCAGUGUCUCCCGCGGCAUUGGGAGCAACUUUUUGUCGCUGGGGCUGUUUCCGACCCCGCGACUGUCGGACCGGACGCCUGGAGGCAAUGAAGACACGAUGAUGAGCGACUAUAUGAAGCUCAUGGGCGGUCCUGACACGCCUAUGACGUUCCACGCGAACGGGGGGCACUUUGGUGCGACGCCAUUGCUCGAGAACAUUGGCGCGAACGUGUUUGAGCACAGUCAAAGCCACGGAACGAAUGGCUCGAGGAAUCACAUGGCGGCGAUCGCUGCUGGAGCUGCAGUGCACAAUAGCGGCCAGCAGCGCAUGAAGAUGGACUUUCUGUCGCCACGUGGAUUGGCGUCGCACAGCUUCCAGAGCGCGGGGUUUCCCACGUCAACGUCGUCAAGUGAAGGCAUGAGUUCUAGUGCCACCUUAUCUGCUACAACAGAUUAUGCUGCGCAGUUUUUUGCGGAUACCAAGAGCGACAAGGUGCGUGGCCAUCUGAAGACGUCGUCCGUCUCUGCUACUACGGCAGCUACGCCGAAACCCACAGGCGUCACCGCUGCAUAG